Molecule: messenger RNA, 1863 nt
Organism: Talaromyces marneffei
Lineage: Eukaryota; Fungi; Ascomycota; Eurotiomycetes; Eurotiales; Trichocomaceae
Exons: 2
Coding region: 1-1863 (620 amino acids)
Biological process (GO): secondary metabolic process
Molecular function (GO): CoA-ligase activity
Source: RefSeq, a predicted model, not a curated record
AUGUUGUUAAUUCUGUCCUUAAUCUUUGCGGUUUUCCCAUCACCGCUUCGUAACCUACUUUUGUCUCUCUUGAUGGGACGGAAGAUACAGGAGGGUAAUAAGACAAACUCGGAUGAGCAACUGGCGGAGGUUCAUGGUGGGGUGUGGGAACAACCCUCUGUCUUUGCACACAUCGAACAAGGCUUGAAGAAGAAUCCAGAUGGACCAGCAGUCAUUUCAACGAUUCGGUCCGCAGAUGCUAUCCCUUACCUCGUAUCCCGAGAGACUCAUAAAACCACAACGAGUAUAGCUUCGGUCGCUCAAAAGUCAUCUUUGCCCAAGUCUAGUGUCUCUCCUUUUCAAAAUGGCGCAUUCUCCCCCCUCCAAUUCGGCGCAUUCACGCAGCCGUUUGGAACAGAGGGAAAGGAGAGCGAAGAACCGAAGGUUGUCAUUCAGGAAAACCCCAAGACAGAUACUUCCUCAGCAUACUUGACAAUCACAUACAAUCAACUACACCGCACGGCUUUGAAGUUCGCCGCUGGAAUGAUGGCGAAUGGAGUCAAAUCAGAUACUAGAAUGCUUAUGAUCAUUCCUAAUGGCGGAGAAUACACUCUCCUUCUUUGGGCUUGCACUCUACUCCGUAUUACCUACGUCAGCCUUGACCCUGAAAUGCUUGAUAUCUCCGGCUUUACCACCCUUAAGGCUACCAUUCGGACUGUGAAGCCGCAGAUUGUCGUUGCACCCGAUGCUAUUACAGGAAAAUCAGUCGAUGUAGCAAUCUCAAAACUUCGAUUACCAAAGCCACUUACACUUUGUCUGUCCUCCUCACGAACUAGAAACUGGAAGCCACUCGCAGACUUGGUACAUGAAGCGUUGAAAUGUCCCAUCGAUGAAGAGGCCGUUGUGGCAGCCGCGCGAAACGACAAUCCCAAGCGUAUUCACUCCAUUAUGUACACAUCCGGCACAUCCGGUAUCCCCAAGGGAUGUCCAAUGCGCAUUUCAAACAUGUCGCACAUGCUUCACUCGCAGUCAUGGCUCAUUGAUGCUGAAACAAGUACAUUCGCUCUACAACAGCCCCAUAACUCGCGUGGGAUUGCGCCCGCACAGACAAUGCAGACAUGGAAAGCUGGAGGUGCGGUGGUGAUGACAGGUCAAGAAUUCAACGUAAAGGAUGCUUUGAAAGCCAUUACCAAGAUACAUGUCACAUUUAUCGUCUUGACCCCACCAAUGGUUCACGAAAUGGCCGUGGAACUUGCCGCAAACCACGUUGAUGUCAGCUCCGUUAAGAGGAUUCAAGUCGGCGGAGAUGCCAUUACCAAAGUAUUAUUGCUCAAGACUGCGUCUAUCUUCCCCAAGGCUCAGGUAUGCGUUAACCAUGGAAUGACCGAGGGCGGUGGUUCAUUCGCAUGGCCAUUCUUCGAAAUCCCAAUUUCUAGUAUUCCAUUCUUCGGUGAAAUCUGUCCCAUCGGUGUUGUCGCACCUGGUGUUACCAUUCGCGUCUGGGAUACCGUUAAGAACAGCGUUGUAAGGAAAGCUCAACUCGGAGAGCUGCAUGUUACAAGCGGAAGUCUCAUCAAGCACUAUUUCGGAGGCAAGUCUGAGACGUCAUUCUACGAUGAUCAUGGCGUGCGUUGGUUUAAUAUUGGAGACGUUGCUAUCGUAAAUCAGAGCGGGUUAGUAUCAAUCCUUGGUCGCCAGAAGGAUAUGAUUAAGCGUGCUGGUGUUGGUAUCAUGCCAGCUGCACUUGAGAGCUCUAUUGCGGCAUUCACUGGGUCACAGACAGUUGUCGUUCCCGUUACGCACCCAGUCGUCGGCCACGAGCCAUUCGCAGUUCUGAGUUCAUACAACGACAAAACCCAAGAACAAAUCAAGGAGCGUGUUUGA